Messenger RNA from Camellia sinensis, 2559 nucleotides. Lineage: Eukaryota; Viridiplantae; Streptophyta; Magnoliopsida; Ericales; Theaceae. The record is from RefSeq and is a predicted model, not a curated record.
AUGGUUGCGAGUCAAUCUUCACAGCUGGCAUCUUCUUUUGAGAUCUGCCCCUCUACGGCUCCACUUGAUGAUUGUUGUUCUCUGGUCCCUUGCACACCUCCUGAGGAAUUAUUUUAUGCUGAUGAUGUUAGGGCUAUGGUGGCUGGCGCCAAGCAGCGACAGCCCCAUGCUGAUUUUCAGCUGGAACUGUCAGGGGCUAGGCCGACCCCUGAUAGUCCGGAUCCUCCGAGGGUUGGUCUCAACCCAUCGGCCUAUGGAGGGCUGGCGCUUUGGUGGACUGACGAUGUUCAAAUUGACAUCAGGUAUCAAUCUAAGAAUUUGAUUAGGGGCAUUAUUACUCCUCCAGAUAAAUCUACAGUUUGGGCUACCUCUUUUGUCUAUGCCCCUCCUCAGCGUUCUCUUCGCAAGGUGGGUGCAGGUAAUAUCCAUGAACGACUGGAUCGAGCUCUAGCCACGGUGGGUUGGAGAUCCUUGUAUCCUUGUGCCCAGGUCUUUCACGAAGCCCGAUUUGGCUCUGACCAUAGUCCCCUCCUUCUCAGUUGUUGUGUUCCACUCAAGAAGGUUCCUAGAAUUUUCAAAUUUGAAACCAUGUGGACGACUAGCCCAGCUUGCGAAGAUGUCAUUCGGUCUAAAUGGGAUGGACAACACUUUGGCUCCCCAAUGUUUCAGCUAGUCUCUAAGUUAAAAUCUUAUAAGGAGGGUCUUAAGGCGUGGAGUAAAGCAACGUUCGGAAAUAACCAAAGCCAAAUUCUGAAUCUCAAGUCCCAACUCAUAUCUCUCCAAUCUCACCCUUUCUCAGAGGAUAAUGCUCUUUUGCAACGGCAAUUAAAGGUGGAUUUGGAGGAGGCCUUGUCCCGCGAGGAGAUGUAUCUGCAUCAACGAUCUCGUAUUAGAUGGUUGAGUUAUGGGCACAGGAAUUCCCAAUUCUUUCAUGCCUCAAUGAUUCAACGUCGUCAACGAAACCAACUUUUGAGACUUCAGAACGAGGCGGGCGUUUGGCUCCACACAGAACAUGAAAUCAAUCAGCACCUCUUAGGGUAUUUCUCAAAUUUGUUUCACAGUGUUGGGCAGAGGAAUGUAGAGGAAGUAUUAUCUAUGGUAACUCCAGUCAUUUUAAAGUCUAUGAAUCAUCUUCUGGUCCGACCCCUCAGCGAUCAGGAAGUUAAGGAUGCAGUGUUUCAAUUAGGCGCAGUUAAGUCUCCAGGACCCGAUGGUUUUUCAGGGUGUUUCUACCAUAAGUACUGGGCUGUGGUUGGGCCUCAUGUAUGCACUGUAGUGCUCAGCUUUUUCCUAGGUGGUCAUCUCCUCAAAGAACUAAAUCACACCAAUUUGGUUCUUAUCCCCAAAGUGAGUCACCCGGUGAAGUUAUCCCAGUUCAGGCCUAUCAGUUUGUGUAAUUUCACUCUGAAGAUCAUCACCAAGAUUCUUGCAAACCGGCUGAAACAGAUUCUGAAGUCCAUAAUCUCUCCCAAUCAAUCGGCCUUUGUACCAGGACGAAUGAUUCAAGACAACUCCAUUGAAGCACAUGAGGCUUUCCACUUUUUAAAACAUAAGAGGAUGGGGCGAGCGGGGUUUAUGGCCAUUAAGCUGGAUUUCAACAAAGCUUACGAUCGCGUUGAAUGGGAUUUUUUAUUGGAACUUAUGCGCCGAAUGGGGUUUGCUCCGAAAUGGAUCCAGUGGGUUUCUGAAUGUAUCACUUCGGUCAUCUUCUCUAUCUUUGUCAAUGGUGAAAAACGGGCUGCUUUUACCCCGUCUUGUGGGUUACGGCAAGGAGACCCCCUCUCUUCGUAUCUCUUUAUCCUAGUUGCGGAUGUCUUAUCCAAACUGAUCAAUCACAAUCUUCACAUGGAAGCAAUUUUGGGCUUCAAGAUCAAUAGACACUGUCCCACUCUUUCUCCCACUUGUUCUUCGUGGAUGACGUAUUAUUAUUCCUCAAAGCAGACCAGGCUGAAUGUUCGAAGGAACUUCUGUGCCAAACUCAAUUCUCUCAUAAGCAAAUUCUGGUGGAAUGGCGACCCGGAGAGCAGGGGCAUUCAUUGGCAAAAGCAAGGAUGGCGCCUGGUCAAGUAUCCUAACUCCUUCUGUGCUAGAAUGUUAAAAGGGAUCUAUUUUCCUCAUUCUAACUUCAUGGAAGCCUCUAGGGGUCAGUGCGUUUCAUCGGCUUGGGCAAGUUUGAUCCAAAGCAGAACACUCCUAUGCAAAGGUGUCCGUUGGCAAGUGUAUAAUGGUGCUUCCAUCAAAUUUUGGGAUGAUAAAUGGAUCCCUUCUCUUCCGGGAUUUAAAGUUUCCUCCCCAAAACCUCCCAUCAGCCGGGUUAACACAGUGGUGGACAUAAUUGAUACUUCUCAUGGCCUUUGGAAAGUCGAUGCUCUACAGGGUCUGGUCUCGGCGGCCAAAGUCAAAGCAAUAUGUUUAAUUCCUAUUUCUUUGGCUCACCAUGAGGAUACGCAGAUUUGGCAUCAUGGGAAAUCGGGGGUUUACACAGUCAAAUCGGGCUAUCACGUUGCGGGCCAGCUGAAGAACAUCCCAGAUGCUCAACUUCUCUCCACCUCUUUCUAG